UAUCCAGGACUAAUCCACGGAAGAGUGAAAACCCUUCGAGCUACUAAUGUUAUUCUUAUGUUUUCUGUACAACCAUCACCGCAUACCUCAGUCCCUAAAUACGAAGAGGAAGUAGCUGAAAAACCGAACCUUAGGGGACAUUCUCACUCAACAUGUGAGUGACCCUUGCAUGGGCUUCUUGGGUUACUAUAAAUGGAUGGGAUACAAUUGUACAAUAAAAUGACGACAAUAAAUGGGCCUUCAUAAUCCGCUAACAACCUCCCCCAAGUUGAUGUUGAUCGGUAAGCAUCAAUUUGCUUGUCCGGUACCUGUGACGACUAGUGGAGAACGCCUUGGUCAAAAGAUCAGCCACCUGGUCUUCUGCCCGUAUAUGGUGAAGAGUCACCAUCCCAUCGCUAAUCAAAUCCAGAACAUAGUGAAAAUGGAUCUCGAUAUGCUUUGUUCUAUCAUGAAGAACCGAAUUAACAACAAUGUGAAUAGCACUAGUAUUAUCCACAAAGAGAUCCAUAGGAAGAGAACAAGUCACGUCGAAAUCACUAAGCAGCCGUUGGAGCCAGAUGAGUUCAGAACACACCUCAGACAUGGAGCGAACCAAAGAAGAAAGGAGGCUAGGGUUUGCUCCAAGUGGUGAAUUAGGAAGAAUCUCCUCAAGAGAAGAUCAACACAAGAUCAAAGGAGAGUGGAGGCAUCACCAUGAUGGUUUCUACUUCUUUCUUUUGUGUUAUUCCCCUUUUUAGCAUGGAGUAGUUUCCUUUUUCACUUGGGUGUUUUGAAACCCUAACUAUGUGCCAUGUAAUUGUAGUGUGAAUUGAAUGAUUGUUUAUGGGUGUUGUUUAAUUUAAUGAUUGAGGUAGGUUUCAUGAUGAUUGUGCAUGUUUGUGCUUAGCAAUCUAAUUGGCCAUUCUAACCUAGGUUAGAGGGGAAACCCCCCUUUCCAAAAGAGGCUCAAUUGAGUUGGGAUUCCUUGGGCUUUUCAAGCCACCUACCUAGGUUAAUGUAGGGAAAACCUCUAUCUUGAAUUAAUCGACUAGGUUAAU
Molecule: messenger RNA, 1037 nt
Organism: Linum trigynum
Lineage: Eukaryota; Viridiplantae; Streptophyta; Magnoliopsida; Malpighiales; Linaceae
Source: the annotation of a GenBank genome assembly